CAGACCGUCAUCAUCACUUGCCUAUGUCAUGUCAUAUCUCCUUCCAUUCUAUUCCACAAGUCUUUAGUCUGUGUAGACAGACACAAAGUGUCAAGGCGAACGCGACUAAAAUUUACAACCGUCAAGUGAACUACUGGGUGUUUUUUGUGAAAUUGCCGGUUUGUUGUUUAUUACGAUCAAUAACUAUUUAAAAAUUCGUUUUUUGUUAUUGAAGUUAAUCUAAUUAUUAGAAGAUGUCUAUUAUUGGAAAGCCGAUUCUAUAUUCCUACUGGCGAAGUUCCUGUUCUUGGAGAGUUCGAAUAGCGUUGCAUUUGAAGGAAAUUCCGUAUGAUAUUAAACCGGUAUCAUUGAUUAAAUCAGGAGGAGAACAUCAUUCAAACGAAUUUCGUGAAAUAAACCCUAUGGAACAAGUACCUGCUUUGCAGAUCGAUGGUGUCACUUUGGUGGAAUCGCUUAAUAUAUUGCAUUAUUUGGAGGAAACUCGACCUCAAAGGCCUCUUUUACCCCAUGAUGUUGUUAAAAGAGCAAAGGUCAGGGAAAUAUGCGAAGUGAUCGCCUCUGGUAUACAACCUCUACAAAAUUUAAUUGUACUGAUACAUGUCGGUGAGGAAAAAAAGAACGAAUGGGCUCAACAUUGGAUUAGUAGAGGUUUUCGAGCUGUGGAAAAAUUACUAUCGCAAAGCGCGGGAAAAUACUGUGUCGGUGAUGACAUUACGUUAGCAGACUGUUGCCUAAUUCCGCAAGUAUUCAACGCGAGAAAAUUCCACGUUGAUCUUCGACCGUUCCCUAUCAUAUUGAGGAUCGACAGAGAAUUAGAAAACCAUCCUGCAGUUCGAGCCGCUCAUCCUAGUAAUCAGCCCGAUUGUCCACCCGAAGUUACUAAAUAAUCAACACUUUGAUCGAUAUUUUU
Molecule: messenger RNA, 910 nt
Organism: Photinus pyralis (common eastern firefly)
Lineage: Eukaryota; Metazoa; Arthropoda; Insecta; Coleoptera; Lampyridae
Product: probable maleylacetoacetate isomerase 2
Exons: 4
Coding region: 234-887 (217 amino acids)
Biological process (GO): glutathione metabolic process; L-phenylalanine catabolic process
Cellular component (GO): mitochondrion; cytoplasm
Molecular function (GO): maleylacetoacetate isomerase activity; glutathione transferase activity
Source: RefSeq, a predicted model, not a curated record